This is a messenger RNA of Trichomonas vaginalis G3, 546 nucleotides long. RefSeq names its product Poxvirus D5 protein-like family. The record is from RefSeq and is a predicted model, not a curated record. NCBI's taxonomy places the organism in Eukaryota, Parabasalia, Trichomonadida, Trichomonadidae. The annotation marks the transcript as partial. The transcript has a single exon.
ACAACAAAAGUUUUGAACUCAGAUGCUUUGAAGAGUCUUAUAACAGACAAAGUUGGAGUUGUUGAAAGAAAGUAUAAAGACCAAAGAGUUUGUGAAAAUGUUGCAAACUUCAUUAUGGUUUCAAACAAUGCUGUUCCGAUGAAGUUAGAAAGUUCUGACAGAAGAUAUGUAGUUGUCAGAACGUCAGAAGCUCAUAUGCAAGAUACAGAAUAUUUUGACGACUUAGCAGAAACUUUGACAUCUGACUUUUACAACCACUUGUUCUCAUAUUUCAUGACAUUAGAUAUUUCUAAGUUCAAUCCAAGACAAAUUCCACAUACCGAAGAGAGACAAACAUUGUUAGAAGCAAACAAGAGUGUAUAUGAACUGUUCAUAGAUGAAACUGACUUUGUGUCAUUAGAUGAAAGGUCAUUGUACGAUUCGUAUAAACAAUAUUGUCAAGAAUAUGGUUAUAUGACAGCUUCUAAACGAACAUUCUUGGCAAAUGUCAAAAGUCUUUUAGAUGUUCAGAAUGGUGUAUAUACAAAGAAAAAUUUUUCUGAGUAA